This is a messenger RNA of Camellia sinensis, 1107 nucleotides long. The record is from RefSeq and is a predicted model, not a curated record. NCBI's taxonomy places the organism in Eukaryota, Viridiplantae, Streptophyta, Magnoliopsida, Ericales, Theaceae.
UGCUAUACUACUGCAUAUCCACACAAAACCACCACACCCUUCAUGUCAUUCAUAUCUCUCUCUCAAAUGGAACUUUCAUCCAUCCAAAGCCUUCUCUUCAUCUUCCUCAUCUCUCUCUACAUUUUCCACUUCUUCCUUAUCCGAAAACCCAAACCGACCCAAACAACAGGCUUCAAAUUCUACCCAUUUGUCGGAACCCUCCCAGAUUUCAUCCAAAACCGCCACCGCUUCCUCGACUGGUCCACCGAAGUCCUUUCUCUCUGCCCCACCAACACCGCUGUCUUCCGCCGCCCCGGCAAAGUCCACGGCGUCAUCACCGCCAACCCCUUAAACGUCGAACACAUCCUCAAAACCAACUUCGAUAACUACCCAAAAGGCAUUCGAUUCAUAUUCUACCUCCUUCCACUCAUCCUCGCCGGCCGCGAUACGACAUCGUCGGCUCUCACUUGGUUCUUCUGGUUACUCUCCUCUAGACUCGAGAUCCAAAAAAAGAUUCUCCAAGAGCUCGAAACGGUAAGAACCCGAAACGCGAAACGUACCGGCGAAACGUACAGUUUCGACGAGUUACGCGAAAUGGGAUAUCUACACGCGGCGAUUUCCGAAGCUAUGAGACUGUACCCUCCAGUUCCUGUAGACACUAAGGCGUGCAAAGACGACGACGUUUUACCAGACGGUACGAUUGUGAAGAAGGAUUGGUUUGUGACCUAUCACACAUAUGCAAUGGGGAGGAUGGAGAGUAUAUGGGGGAGUGACUGUAGGGAAUUUAAACCGGAGAGGUGGAUUGAAAACGGUACGGUAAAACAGGAGAGUCCGUUCCGGUAUCCGGUAUUUCAUGCGGGUCCGAGAAUGUGUCUCGGGAAGGAGUUGGCGUAUAUUCAGAUGAAGUCGAUUGCAGCAUCCGUGAUGGAGAGGUUCGAGAUUGACGUGCUAAAUAAGGACAAGUGUCCCGAGCAUUUGUUAUCUUUGACUUUGAGGAUGAAGGGUGGUUUACCUGUGAAAGUGAAGGAAAGAUAUGUGGAAGCUUAGUAAUUGAUUUUUAAUGAUUAUAUAAUAUUUUUGGUUUGUUUAUAAUAUUGUGGCCUAUCUAUUGGAAUGGUUAUUUGGUCU